Molecule: messenger RNA, 3702 nt
Organism: Pecten maximus
Lineage: Eukaryota; Metazoa; Mollusca; Bivalvia; Pectinida; Pectinidae
Product: arrestin domain-containing protein 3-like
Exons: 7
Coding region: 524-1804 (426 amino acids)
Biological process (GO): protein transport
Cellular component (GO): cytoplasm
Source: RefSeq, a predicted model, not a curated record
CUUCACACAUUAGUAUCCUUCCGUGUACCUAUAAAAUAACAAUUUAAAAUUUACAGCAAGUUCGUUUUUGGAAUGAACGGUUUGAGAGACAUUAUAUUCUGAAAUGUUGACUUUUUAUUACGACUUAUAGAUACGACAGAUAUCAUUUAUUGUAUAAAGGAAAAUAUAACUUGUCUCGUCAUAAUGCAAUGUAAUGCAUAGAACGAUUGAAAAGACGGAGACGUUUUUGCUUACUGUAGGUGAUCACGUUCAACGAAAUAUGAAAAAGACUUAUGGAUUACCUUACCUAAGGACCGCAACAAUACCACAACACGUCUAAAGACUGAAACCGUUCAAGCAUUGUUUUAAGAUUGGCGACAGGCUUGAUACAUGUUUUAUCAUGAAAUAGCAGGAAGCAAAUGAAUGUUGCUGCCCAGAUUGAAGUCGAUGGCGCCAUGCUGAAUACAUUAUUGUGAAUAUGAACUAUCCAACUAUAUGCAUGAACUUUUAUAGUGAAAAUUAAAGUAAGAAGUGUGUUUCCAGUAUGGCCAAACUAAAAAGCUUCUAUAUAACAUUUGCUAAUACGAAUGGAGUUUGUUAUUCUGGGAAGGAGCUCGAAGGAGCCGUAGUAUUAGACCUGACAACCAAAUACAAAGUGAAAGAACUCCGCUUACGUUUCCGUGGCUACGCCUUAGUCCAUUGGACAGAGCACCACUCCAGCGGUCAAGGAAAGAGUAAACGGACAGUGACCAAGCACUAUACUGGCGAAGAACUAUACUUUGACCACACGGUCAUAUUGUUUGCGUCCGGUGGUGACUUCUGUGAAACAUUAACAGCAGGAGAGCACAAAUAUCCGUUUGAGUUCCAGGUGCCCUCGACAUGUCCAACUUCCCACGAGGGCACAUGGGGUCGAGUCAGAUAUGAAGCUGUGGCUACUGUAGAAAAAAUGUUUGGUGUUGGUCUUUCUACCAUCUGCGGUUUCACCGUAAUCAGUCCAUUCGAUUUAAAUGAAGAUCCCCGAGCACGAGAGAGCAUCACAGCAGAGAAUGAGAUGUCCCUGUGCUGUCUGUGCUGUAAGUCCGGUCCCAUAUCCGCAUCUCUCUUCCUGGACAGUGUCGGAUUUGUUCCGGGUGAGGGAAUCCCAAUCAGAGCGGAAAUAGCAAACCACAGCAACAGAAAGAUAGCUGACAUGACAGCAUCAUUGCAGAUGAUUGUCAAGUACUACGCUGUAAAGAAGGUGCGAACUCACACAAAUAUCAUCGCCUCAAUCACUAAGAACGAUUUCGUCUCGGAAAACUCCAAGUUGGUCAAAUGGUCUGGGGACAAACUCGUAGUACCCGUCGUGCCCCCGUCCUUCGUAGCCGGUUGUCAUAUAAUCGACAUCAGCUAUGUGUUAGAGCUGAUAGUCAACCCUGCCGGUCCGUCCUUCAAUCUGCCAGUCAAGAUGGAAGUUAUUAUAGGGACCAAACCCCUAAAAGGGGCAUGGGAAACGCCAGUCAUAUCUAAGAACAUGCCCUCCCGAGUCCCCGACCCAAUAGGGAUAGAGGAAGACAAAUAUUUGGAAAAGAACGAGACACUUCCUUCUAGAAUGCAUGCCACUACUGACAACGUCAAUACUGGAAAGUCCACAGAUAGCAACGGUACUGCAAACAUUGAACCAACCAUGACUUAUGUAGAUUGUAUACUCGGAUCCGUAGACCUUGUGGAUAACGACGAGUUCGAGGAUAUCCCAGGGCCCGUGAACUUCACGCCUAAGUACACCUACUACAGCCUCAGGGACAGUCAGUCCUCUUACUCCAGUCCAGCCAAAAAUUGGCUAACGUGACCAGGUCUCCAAGGAGAUGUAAAUCAAGAUGAUGCUUAACACAUUGGUACAUCGGACUAGUUAUAUCCUAAAUGCUGCAAAUAAGUCCAGCUGCCUAUAAGCAUCUGGGAUGUUUAGGUGUUCAACGCAACUUUGAGUUAUCAAAGGAUAGCACAUAGGACAACUUAAUAGGCUUUAAUAGCACUUUUGAAUAUUAAUGACACCACUUUGUCUUUCUAUGAGUCGUUGUUGAUGCCAGGAGCCAGACGUUUGGAAAUUCAGAAGGAAGAUAAGAGUCAAGUAAUAUAUACAUAAUAUAUUGAAUGAUAAGGACAAGAGGCCCAUGCGCCUGUAGCGCUCACAUGGUACAUAUGAGAUAUUGAGAAGGCUAUUCAUUUGCAAUUCUAUCGUUGGUAUUGAAGAACGUGUUACAGUCGAUUGUAUGACAGACCCAACAUUUAUACAAAAGAUCAGCUCAGAUCAUUUGGACCAAUCUCUGUGAUUUCUUCAGAAUGAGAAAGAUUUUAAACAAAUUGUUCAAUUCUCCAUAUUGUACCCACAAUUUUAUAUGAAAACAAGAGGCCUGUUUCGCUUAUCGCAUAAUAAUUUUCAAGUUCAAUUCGUUAAUUGCUUUAUUUGUUGAUGUGCAGCAAUGCUUUAUAUGGUUAGGGGAGGUGGUUCUCAACGAUUUCAAAUAUAUAACAAAGAAAGUAAGUCCAUUAGGUUGAGAAAAGACCCCAUAUGCCUGUUUUUACAUAAGGAUUGUGUUUAUAUAGUUAUAGGGUUGGGAUCUAAAUGGUUUCAAAUAUAUAUCCAAGAAACUAAAUCCUUCGGGAUAUGAAAGACUCCAAGGCUUAUAUUUACAACAGGAUUGUGUUUGUUUGUGUCCAGCGAUGCUAUAUAUGGUUAUGGUGUGUGGAUCUCAAGGGUUUCAAACACAUAAUCAGGGGGUCAGUAUCACCAUUUAUGCAAAAACUGUUUAUCUUCUCCAAAGGAAGUGUCUGACCAAACUUGGUUCAAAUUAUUUCAGUACUUUGUGACAAGUAGCGAUUUAAAGGGUUUACCCCUAUUUCCCCUUUUGGCCCAACCCCUCUGGCCCCAGGGAGUCAGACUCGCCAUUUAUGCAAAAUCAGUUCCGCCUCCCGUACGUAUGCCUCUGGCCAAAUUUAGUUCAAAUUCAUUGAGUACUUUGUCACAAGUAACGAUUUAAAGGACUCGCCCCUCUCGCCCCGGGAUCAGACUCACCAUUAUUCAAAAUCUGUUCCCCUUCCCCUAAGGAUAUUUCUGACCAAACCUGGUUAAAAUCUAUUAAAUACUUUCUAACUAGUAGCGAUCUAAAGGAAAUGUUGACGGACGACGUCUAAUGAGGCCCAUUUACCCAAGAAUGCAUCAUACCUUUCAUCAAAGGUCUGUCAUUCCUGCGGAAUAUUGGUCCCCCGCACUUGAUACCCCGAAUGGGUCAAAUCCAACAUUUGUACAAUUUCAAAACUUGAUUCCCUGACCCAGGGCUACUCUAGGCCAACUUUGGAUGGUGGUCUUGAAAAGGAAUGGAAACAAAGGGACAUGACUCUUUAAUACUUGCACAUCCUGCCCUGUAUUUACCAUGAUAAAUUAAUUAUAGAUUUUUAGAUAUGUUUAAGACAACUGCACCUUUUGAGGUCAGGUUUCAGUAUCUUGCUUCAUAUUUGUAAUCCAAAUGUCCAUGAAUCGAAUUCCUAGCUAAGGUGUUACAUAUUUCUAUUAUCGUUUUAUCUUCAACUGCCUUAAAAAUUACUAAAAUAUCAUAUCAACUACCUUACGACCUAUACGUAAAUAUAUCAACUACCUUACGGCAUAUCCUGAAAUAUGAUAUCAACUAUCUUACGACAUAUGCUAAAAUAUCAUAUCAUUCCGUAUUAAACAAGCCACAUUGAAACAAA